Molecule: messenger RNA, 7257 nt
Organism: Closterium sp. NIES-65
Lineage: Eukaryota; Viridiplantae; Streptophyta; Zygnematophyceae; Desmidiales; Closteriaceae
Source: the annotation of a GenBank genome assembly
AUGGCGUUUGGCGAAAUCGUGGGCACGUCGUUGGAGGUCCCACGAGUGACGUCGACGCUGCGAGUGCUGGUGCGAGAUGGUGGGCGUCCCUUCGACGUGGAUCAGCAGCUGCUACAGCGAAAACAGGCUCUCUCGCUGCGAAGCUCGGCUGGCGCCAUGUCAGCAGAAGCAGGCCACGUGGCACCAGCAGUGGGUGCCACGACACUGGCGCAGCGACUGGUUCCUGAGUGGGAGAAAGCUCCCGCUAGUGUUCGAGAGGCGUACGAGUCGUUCCUAGUGGCCGUCCAAUCGCUGCUCGCCACGGAGGUCUCUUCUGCUGAUCUGCACGAGGCAGCAGGGGCGGCGUUUGACUGCAUUGACCGCCAGCUCAGAGCAAGGCGGGAGAAGCAGGCAGGGGAAGAGGCUGCAGGAGAGGAGGGAGGCCAUUCGGAUGGUCUUGCCGGGGCCUUGAGCGAGGCCGAUUCGCUCUCAGAUGCUGAUUUGGGCAGCAUAAGAUCUGCUCUCUCUGACCUCCUCGGUCUUGUCUCCUCCGACCUUCCCCUCAUCCGCCGAGCAGCCUCUCUUUUCCUCCAGCUGCUCGCCUGGCAGCGCACCCACCGCUCCCAACCGCACCACCAGCACCAACACCGCUCUGCACCGCACCAAGAACCUUCAGACUCCUUCAUGUUCGGUGCGGACGUGCCCUUCCAGGUGCCUGGGGCUGGCCUAGAUGGUAACCAGCUGUUACAGCAGUUCUGGGAGGAGGCCAGGGCCCGGACUCAGGCGCAGGCUCAGGUGGAUUCUCAGGUGGAUUUUCAGGUGCCAGCCCAGGUGCAGGCCCAGGUGCCAGUGCACCGUUCCACAUAUGAGACAGCUGAGUCAGGUGCUGCUUUUGAUGCCUCUGGUGGUCCUUAUAGCGCUGCUGAUGGUGGUGGCGGAGGUGGUGACCAUAAAGAGGGGGAGGAGGGACCGCGUGAUCUGAGGUGGCUGCACCAGUCGUGUGUGGAGGCGGCUCAGUGGGGGGGAGGCGCGCAGCUGACUGCUGACGAGCUGUCUCUGGCUGUGCUCAAGCUCAUGCAAUCCCCGGGGUCUGGAGAUGAGGUGGCAGGGGAGCUGUUCAACCUGGUGGGCGAUCAGGGCUUCGAGUUCAUCCAGCAACUGCUGCAGCAUCGCAAGGCGCUGGUGUCUGCAGCUCAGUCGGCCCUUUCAGCCCUGAAGGAAGCUGUGGAGGCGGACACAGCAAGCAGCGGCACCAGCAACAGCCACAUGCGGCACGGCGCUACCGUGACCGUGCAGACCGAGUCAGAGAAACAGCUGGAGAAGCUCCGAAAGAAAGAGGACAAGAAAAUUGCUCGUGCCGCCGCGAAAACCGGAGGAGGAGGUGGAGUGGGGGGAGGAGCGGGGAGAGGGGGGGUAGAGGGGGAGCUAGCAUGGUUGCUAGGCGCAGGGGGGUUUUCAGCACUGGUGGAGGCUGGGGAGAAUAAAGUCGGAGGGGUGAUUGAUGCUCUGAUUGGUACAGGGGAUGAUGCUGUACCUGUGAGGGCGCUGCCUGUGGGGACUAAGAGGAAGGCUUAUAAGGGGUAUGAGGAGGUGCAUGUGCCGCCGGCUGUGGCGGAGGGGGGCGCGGGGAGGGCACAGGAGAAGCUGGUGAGGGUGGGGGAGAUGGAGCCCUUCGCUCAGAAGGCGUUUGAGGGGUUUCAGACGCUCAACCGCAUCCAGAGCCGCAUCUACCAGCGUGCCUUUUACUCCAAUGAAAACCUCCUGGUGUGUGCGCCCACCGGAGCAGGGAAGACCAACAUUGCAAUGAUCACAGUCCUGCAUGAGGUGGGAGCCAACUUCAAGAACGGAGUGCUGCAGAAGAACGAUUUCAAGAUUGUCUAUGUGGCCCCCAUGAAGGCGUUAGCAGCGGAGAUGGCAGCAGCAUUCGGAAGGCGCCUGGCCCCUCUCGGGCUGUCAGUGCGAGAGCUGACUGGCGACAUGCAGCUGACCAAGAGAGAGAUGGAAGAAACGCAGAUGAUCGUGACGACACCCGAGAAGUGGGAUGUGAUCACGAGAAAGAGCUCAGAUGUGUCGAUGGCGUCGCUGGUGCGCCUACUGGUGAUCGACGAGGUGCAUCUGUUGAAUGACGACCGAGGACCCGUGAUUGAGACCCUGGUGGCACGCACCUUGAGACAGGUAGAGAGCUCUCAAAGCAUGAUUCGCAUCGUGGGCCUCUCUGCAACUCUGCCCAACUACACAGAGGUGGCUCAGUUCCUGCGGGUCAACCUUGACACGGGGCUCUUCUAUUUCGACGCCUCCUACCGUCCCGUGCCGCUCUCCCAGCAGUACAUUGGGGUCUCUGAACCGAAUUUUGCCCGCCGCAACACUCUCAUGCACGAGAUUGCGUAUGAGAAGGCAAUGAAUGCGGUGAAGAAUGGGAAGCAGGCGAUGGUGUUUGUGCAUUCCCGGAAGGACACGGUUAAGACUGCGAGGAUACUGAUGGAAACGGCGCAGAGGAACGGGGAGUCGGAGCUGUUCAACCCGCAGGAGCAACCACAGUACAAACUCAUGGAGAAGGAUGUGAUGAGGUCGCGCAACAGGGAGAUGGGGGAGCUCUUCCAGGCGGGCUUUGGCAUCCACCAUGCCGGCAUGCUGCGCCCCGACCGCUCUCUCACGGAGAAGCUCUUCAGCAUGGGGCUCAUCAAGGUGCUUGUGUGCACAGCCACGUUGGCAUGGGGAGUUAACCUGCCGGCCCACACUGUCAUUAUCAAGGGCACUCAACUGUACGAUGCCAAGGUUGGCGGUUUCCGGGAGCUGGGGAUGCUCGAUGUGAUGCAGAUCUUCGGUCGAGCAGGGCGGCCGCAGUUUGACUCAAGUGGGGAGGGCAUCAUCAUCACGGCCCACAACCAGCUUGCACACUAUCUCCGCCUCAUGACCCACCAACUGCCCAUCGAGUCGCAGUUCGUGGCGAUGCUGAAGGACAAUCUGAACGCGGAGGUGGUGCUGGGGACGGUGACUAACGUAAAGGAGGCGUCGGCCUGGCUGGGGUACACGUACCUCUUCGUACGCAUGCAGGCGAAUCCGCUAGCGUACGGGAUGACAUGGCAAGAUGUAGCUAUGGAUCCGGGCCUGGUGGCUCGGCGCCAGGCCUUGAUCACCGAAGCUGCUCGGUCUCUGGACCGAGCCAAGAUGAUGAGGUUCGACGAGCGCAGCGGGCAGCUGUAUGUGACUGAGCUGGGGCGCGUGGCGAGUCACUUCUACAUACGAUACUCGUCUGUGGAGACCUAUAACGAGCUGCUGAGGCGACACAUGAGCGAGAGCGAGAUCGUUGAUCUCAUAGCGCGGUCAUCCGAGUUUGAGAACAUAGUGGUGAGGGAGGAGGAGAUGCCGGAGCUCUUCACCCUUCCCUCUCCCACGCCUCCCUUGCGUCCCUCUCGUUUUUUCCGCAACCAUCCUGUCCGAAUCGUUGAUCUCAUAGCGCGGUCAUCCGAGUUCGAGAACAUAGUGGUGAGGGAGGAGGAGAUGCCAGAGCUCUUCACUCUGCGAUCCAAGUUCUGCCCUCUGGAUGUGAAAGGCGGGCCGGAGGACAAGAUCGGGAAGAUCAACAUUCUCAUCCAGGUGUACCUAUCUCGCGGCUACCUCGAUUCCUUCUCACUCAUAGCUGACACCGCCUAUGUAUCCGCCUCGCUGGGCCGCAUCACACGUGCGCUCUUCGAAAUCGCUCUAAAACGAGGAUGGUGCUCCCUGGCGGCCUCCCUGCUGGAGAUGGCCAAGGCGGUGGAUCAGCGCAUCUGGCCACACCAGCACCCCUUGAGGCAGUUCGAGUCUGUGAUUUCACAGGAGGUACUGUUCAAGCUGGAGGACCGGGGGCUGGAUCUGGAUCGCCUGUGUGACAUGGACGACAGUGAGAUUGCUGCCAUCAUCCGCUCGCCCUAUGCUGCCAAGUUGGUGUCACAGUGUGUCUCCCAGUUCCCCUAUCUGGAGCUCGACGCGCACAUCAGCCCCAUCACCCGAACCGUGUUACAGGUGACUCUUUAUGUGACGCCCACCUUCCAGUGGAAAGAACGAUUUCACGGCAAUGCCCAGCGCUGGUGGAUAUGGGUGGAGGAUAGUGAGAACGAGCACAUCUACCACACGGAGUACUUCAUUCUGUCCAAGAAGAUGAUGGCACAGGGCACGCACACGCUCACCUUCACCAUCCCCAUCUUUGAGCCGCUACCCCCUCAAUACUACGUGAAGGCCAUCUCAGACAACUGGCUCUCCUCCUCCUCCACCCACACCAUCUCCUUCCGCCGCCUCAUCCUGCCCGAGACUCAGGCCUUCCACUCGCUGUACCACUCCGACCACAGCGUGCUGCUCGGUGCUCCCACUGCCUACCACUGCCUUUGCUGCUUCAAUCUUCUCAUCUCCUUCCCUCCCCUUUGUUUCUCUCGCUUUUCCCCCUUCCGCCGUCCCCACACAUCCCUCCCCUUUGUUUCUCCCCAGCGCCACCCGCCCCACACAGAGCUCCUGAAUCUGCGCCCGCUCCCAGUGACAGCCCUCGGGGAUCCCCAGGCCAUCGGGUUGUACGGCUUUUCGCACUUCAACCCCAUUCAGACUCAGGCCUUCCACUCGCUGUACCACUCCGACCACAGCGUGCUGCUCGGUGCCCCCACCGGCAGUGGCAAGACCAUCUCGGCUGAGCUUGCCAUGCUCAGGCUUUUCCGCACGCAGCCAGGCAUGAAGGUGAUUUACAUAGCGCCACUUAAAGCUCUGGUGCGAGAGAGGAUGGAGGACUGGGGCAAGAACUUCAUGCCAAAGCUCGGCAAGUGCAUGGUGGAACUAACAGGGGAUCUCACACCAGACAUGAAGCUGCUGGUGGCGGCUGAUGUGAUCGUGGCAACUCCAGAGAAGUGGGACGGCAUCACUCGCAGCUGGCACAACCGAUCAUAUGCGCAGACGGUGGGGUUGAUGGUGAUGGACGAGAUUCACCUGCUGGGGCAGGACAGAGGGCCAGUACUGGAGGUGAUUGUAUCGAGGAUGAGAUACAUCUCUGCCCGCACCGCCCGCCCCAUCCGCUUCCUCGGCCUCUCCACUGCUCUCGCCAAUGCCAGGGACCUGGCUGACUGGCUGGGGAUUGAGAGAGUCGGUCUCUUCAACUUCAAGCCCAGCGUGCGCCCCGUGCCGCUGGACGUGCACAUCCAAGGCUACCCGGGCAAGUUCUACUGCCCGCGCAUGAACGCCAUGAACAAGCCGCUCUAUGCCGCCAUCCUCUCGCACUCGCCUGUGAAGCCUGUGCUCGUUUUCGUCUCGUCCCGGCGCCAGACCCGGCUGACAGCGCUCGAUCUCAUUCAAUACGCAGCAGCAGACGAGCGGCCGCGGCAGUUUGUGCACGCGAGUGAGGAGGAGAUGGAGGCGCAUGUAUCCAUGGCAUCGUCAGCAGAGCUGAAGCACACGUUGCAGUUUGGCAUAGGGCUGCACCACGCUGGGCUCACCCAGGGGGACCGAUCGCUGGUGGAGACCCUCUUUGCCGAGAGGAAGAUCCAGGUGCUCGUGUGUACAUCCACACUAGCUUGGGGUGUGAAUUUACCAGCCCAUCUAGUGGUGGUGAAGGGAACGGAGUAUUUCGAUGGGAAGCAGAAGCGGUAUGUGGAGAUGCCAAUCACAGACGUGCUGCAGAUGAUGGGGCGCGCGGGGCGGCCGCAGUUCGACAACGAAGCUAAGGCGGUGAUUCUCGUGCACGAGCCCAAGAAGAGCUUCUAUAAGAAGUUCCUGUACGAGCCGUUCCCAGUGGAGUCCUCGCUGCACCUGGUGCUGCACGACCAUCUGAACGCGGAGGUGGCGGGGGGCAGCAUAGCCAGCGUGCAGGAUGCCAUGGACUACCUCACCUGGACCUUCUUCUUCCGCCGCCUCCUCUGCAACCCCUCCUUCUACGGUCUUUCCGACACCAGCGCUGAGUCUGUCAACGUUUUCCUCUCAGAUCUCGUCAGCCGCACUCUCUCUGACCUGGAUGCUGCUGGCUGCAUUGCACUGCAUGAGGACGGCAGUGUGGAUCCGCUGCCGCCCGGCCUGAUUGCGUCGCAGUACUACCUGCACUUCACCACCGCCGCACUGUUCACCGCCAAUCUCACUUCGCCGCCCGCUGUGGCGGCAGUGACACUAGAGACGGUGCUGCAUGUGCUGUGUGGGGCGGCAGAGUUCGACGAGCUGCCAGUCAGGCACAAUGAGGAGUUUGUGAACGCAGAGCUGGCAAAGCAUGUGCGCUGGAAGGUGGACCAUCGCACCUACGACGACCCGCACACCAAGACCAACUUGCUGCUCCAGGCGCACUUCUCCCGCCUGGCCAUGCCAAUGAGUGACUACGAGACGGAUCUCAAGAGUGUGCUGGAUCAAACCAUGCGAGUGCUGCAGGCCAUGAUUGACACCGCUGCUACAGCCGGCCAGCUACAGCCUGCUCUGCUCACCAUGCGCCUCACACAGAUGGUCAUCCAGGCUGUCUGGUGCGACCUUGGCUCGCCCAUAGCCAUGCUGCCACAUGUCACGUCCUCAUUGGAGGACGCCCUGACAGCUGCCAGGCUGGCAUCGCUAUCCGCCCUGCUGUCCGCCUCGCCACAUCACCUCCGCCAGCUCCUCUCCUCCCACCUCUCGCCUGCCGCUCGUGCCGACCUCAUUCAGGCUCUGGGGAUGCUGCCUCGAGUGUCCAUGUCAGUGCGAGUGCUCUCCACGGGCACAGCGGAUGGGGAGAAGACACCUGCAAAGUCCGCAGCUGCAGCAACAGCAGCAGUGGUGGUGGAGGUAUCGCUUCGCCGCGCGCGGCCGCACCAGCCACACUCUCUGCGUGCCUACACGCCCUUCUUCCCCAAGGUGAAGGAGGAGGGGUGGUGGGUGGUGGUAGCAGCAGCAGACUCCCCCACCCUGCUCGCUCUCAAACGUGUCUCCUUCACACACCGACUCACCACCCGCCUGCACGUGCCCGAGCUGCAAUCGUCAGUGAAGCAGCUGGCGGUCCAUCUCAUCUCUGACUGCUAUGUCAGCCUGGAUCAGCAAGUGACCGUGCCAACAAAUGCUGGUGCUGUUACUGCGCAAGGGACAAUCGGGAAGUAUGUGAUCGAGAAUGUGGGGUUUGUUACAGCGGCAGCUGCUGCUGCUGGGGGGGGGAAGAAGGGGAAUGGGCUGGGAGGAGGUGAAGGCGUGAUUGAAGGCCGUCAGGAUGGGGUAAACUCAUCUGGAGGGGCAGGAGAAGGUGCUGAUGGGGUGGGAAGCAGUGAGGGGGGUGUUGCUGAGGAGGAGGAAGAUGAGUUCUUUGAAGCAGAAGGAUAG